Penicillium soppii is the source of this 1431-nucleotide messenger RNA. RefSeq names its product Zn(II)2Cys6 transcription factor domain-containing protein. Gene Ontology annotation, cellular component: nucleus. The transcript is spliced from 4 exons. Bases 1 to 1431 code for a protein of 476 amino acids. NCBI's taxonomy places the organism in Eukaryota, Fungi, Ascomycota, Eurotiomycetes, Eurotiales, Aspergillaceae. The record is from RefSeq and is a predicted model, not a curated record. Gene Ontology annotation, molecular function: DNA-binding transcription factor activity, RNA polymerase II-specific; zinc ion binding; transcription cis-regulatory region binding. Gene Ontology annotation, biological process: positive regulation of transcription by RNA polymerase II.
AUGUCUGCCCCUAGUGGCAAGAGUCGAGGAUGUUUCCAAUGUUCCAAGCGCCGAAUCAUAUGCGAUAAUACACAACCGAAAUGCCAAAAAUGCCAGAAGAAGGGCCUCGAGUGUUCCGGAGCAGCAAGAAUUCGCUUCUCAAAUGCCGUGGCGCUGCGUGGGAAGUUGAAGGGAUGCACAAUUCCAGUGAUGGGCGAGGCGGACUCGGGAAUUGAUCCACAACCACGCCAAGAACAUCAGAUAACGCCGCGGAUCAUUCGAUGGAAGGAUGAUCAAAGCGUGCGACCGAAGCGGAAAUACCUUAAGCGUCGAGCGACAACGACUGUGAGCGACUUGGAAAAGUCACCAACAAGCACGGUUUCCGAAGCACCAAACGAACCGGACACAAAUACCGGGGUCGAUCGCCCAGAGGUCUCAUUUUUACCCCAGGAAGAUGUGCCGGGCACUUCCACUGGAGCAUCUAUAGCGCCAGGUCGUUUCUCACACUCCGAACGAUCAACUCUAUUGACGCCGUAUGGAUCUGAUGUCUCUUUUGGUAGAGCUAUCCGUGGGAAUGACAGUCAUGGGAUGAAUCGAAAAACCGGACAUUCAAUUCCUCCGUGGAUUGAUCCUUUAGGAUCAGGUACACCUACCUAUCAUUCCCUCGCGGGCUUCGCGAUGAUGGAUCAACGACUUACCAAGAUAUUAGUUGCGAUGCAAGUAGCACCUGUUAUGGUGAUCUUGGACGAUGUUUCCAAUGGGUACCGGGAUGUACUAUUGCCACUAGCCUGUGAGGACAAACUCUUACAGCGCGCUAUCUGUAUUGUGGCAACACAACACUUGGCUUUACACAAUUCGCACUACAAAAGUGCUGUAGACCAAUCUCGAGCAGCUGUGAUAUCUCAGCUCCGCAGAGACUCAUUGCAGUCAUCACCAGAUCGUAUAUUUAAUGUCUCGACGUGGGCUACAUUGAUUGUUCUUUUAGUAGGUGAAACUAUAACAGGAAGCUCAGAAUGCGGUCAUAUGCUCCAAACGUUGAUUUCGUUAGCCCGGAACAUCGGACGCGCAACGCCGUCUGGACUGACUCAUUUUCUUCAGCAACAAACUCAAAUGUUGGCGUUCAUGAAAGCAUUUCAAAUAUACAUUGGUCGCAAAACUACCAAUGGCGACCAAUGGGAAUUACUUGAAAGUUUGACUCAGCUUGUCGCUCAAAUUGAUCCCGACCAGAUGGGAUCACACGCUCUUGUCUGGGUUUGCUUUAUCGGAGCGGCCGACAGCACUGAUCCGGCACACAGGAGGUUCUUUACAGACCGAAUGAAUAGUAUCUAUGUCAAGACUAAGUUCCAAAACAUUGCUGCUGGGAUGCAGUCAUUGCCUAGAAUCUGGUCGCAACAGGGGUCUGGAAGAUGGACGGAGAACUUGUUCCGGCUAGCUCCUGCAUUGGUGAUAUAA